AUCAUUUAUCAUUUGACUAAAUGAUCGCUGCCGCUGCCGCUGCCGCUGCCACUACUGAUGCCGGUUGCCCACGCGAUGCGUGGUGUGCUUCACCACCCCUCUGGGCUGGCACUCUUCCUUUUCCAUUCCACCUGCCCGCCGUCAUCGGCAUUGGCAUCGUCGUUGCCGUCUGGCGGCAUGAGAUCUGUGUCUAACGGGGCUUUUCAGUCUCCUCGCGAUGCUCUUCCGUUGAUCUUUACGUGCGCUGGCGACGUCGUUUCCCUUCCUCUCGUUUCGUUUCGCCGAUACUUCUAUCUCUUUCUGCGCUCUUUUAGGUGGAACAUCGCGUGUUGACAAAUAUCUCGCACCAGUGGCAAAACGAGAUAUAAAAUAUGGAAAAUUUCAAAAUGAAAUUAUAGUGAGGGCGUCUAAAUAUUUGAAUAAUUUAAUUAACCCUCAAUGACAGGCGCAUGGCUGGACCAAAAAUACAAUUAGUGCUAUAAACAAUCGGGCAAAAAAAAUCCACACAAAUUACACCACAAAAAUCAACACCAACAAAGAACCAGUUUUGCGCACUCCUGGGGGGUUUUUAAGGGGGGCAACCAAACGGAUCUGUCAAAAGUGCAAUCUGAAUCGGAAUCCGGAAUCGGAAUAGGCAUCGGAAUUGGAAUCCUAUUUCGGAAUCAACAAGCUCUCAAGUGCUUCGUGGGCAAUAGGCCACAACUCCAAUUUGUGCGGGACUGCCUUUUGGUUGAGCGGCGCCUGCAGCAAUGACAAUGUCAUCGACGCUAACACUAACGCUUGCCGAAGCAGAGGCAAUGGGGACGGCGGCAUUGGAAUCCUCCGAGGACGCAGCAGCAGCAGCGGCAGCAGCGGCAGCAGCAGCGCCCGAGGCGGGCGUUGAUAUGUUCUCGGAUGCGGAUAUGGCGGAAGUGCGGCAUGUUGUUCAACGCAUUUUGGUGCCGUGCGUUUUUGUUAUUGGACUAUUGGGAAAUUCAGUGAGCAUUUAUGUUUUGACGCGGAAGCGCAUGAGAUGCACCACAAACAUUUAUCUAACGGCCCUGGCAAUUACGGACAUUGCCUACCUGACCUUUCAAUUAAUCCUAACACUCCAGCACUACGAGUACAUCAAGUACCACUGCGAGAUCUAUUGGCAGCUCUACGGAUACUUUGUCUGGCUAUGCGAUGUCUCUGCAUACAUCUCCAUUUACAUAGCUGUAUGCUUCACCAUAGAGCGAUUUAUUGCGAUACGCUAUCCGCUGAAGAGGCAAACGUUCUGCACGGAAUCCCUCGCCAAGAAGGUGAUAUCAGCCGUCGCACUCUUCUGUUUGUUGUCCACGCUCUCCACCGCGUUCGAGCACACAAUGGACACCCAGUGGAAGUUGAUUGAUGACGCCUACAAGCCAUGCAAUCAAACCCCGGCGAAUGUCUCGCCAACGCCCUCGCUGCCAACGCCUGCGACAGUGUGGCAGCAACCGGAGCAGCCGGAGCAGCAGUAUGACCCCGAGGCGACCACCAUCACGAGUGCUGUAACAUUUCCCCUCUACGAUGGCAGUGGCAACAGCGAAGGGGAGCCAGGCAACAUUCCACGAGAGCAACAGCCACGCCGCCGGCACUGGCCAUCAUCUGUGACGCCGCCGACGGGUCUGAGUGAAACUCUAGAUGCCACCAGGCCGUGGCAGCAGCAAAGUUCAGAGUCCAAGGAGCAGGUCACGGAGAGUCUGCUGCAGUUGUCACGUGCCGGACGCAGCGGGGACUUCAAUCACUCAGAUGCAUUCGCAUUUAAUGUUACGGAAUAUUGUCAAAAUAUGACUGUCUUUAAGCACAUUUCCUCGGACUUGGGCAACAACGAGCUGUAUUCGAACGCUUGGAGUAUGUUCACUCUGGUGGUGUUCGUCCUUUGUCCGCUGUUCCUGCUGGCCACGUUCAACAGCUUUCUCAUCCUGCUGGUGCAUCGCUCAAAGAGUCUACGCGGGGAUCUAACAAAUGCCAGCAGCAUAAGACGCACCAAGCGCAAGUCGAACACUGGCCUCACUGGCAGCGUCUCCCAGGAGAAUCGUGUGACCAUCACCCUGAUUGCCGUCGUUCUGCUGUUCAUUGUGUGCCAACUGCCGUGGGCCAUCUAUCUGCUGCUCGAUCAGUAUUUGAAUAUAGCGCACGGUGCCCAGGUGGUGGCCGGCAAUGUUUGCAAUCUGCUGGCCGCCCUCAAUGCCGCCUCGAACUUCUUCCUCUACUGCGUGCUGUCGGACAAGUACCGGAAGACGGUGCGCGAACUGAUCACAGGGUAUCGCUAUCGUCGUCGCCAUGCACGCAACAAUACGAGCCUCUACGCGGGCCACCAUACCACCACAACACUGACCCACAUCAAUGGAGAUCAUCAUCAUGGAGGUGCAUCGCCGUACAGUGGUUCAGCUGGCGGCGGUGGCAGCAGUCGUCGCAGCUGCAGUCGAAGUCGCAACCUGGCAGCGGCCACGGGCCGCCUGAUAGCGUGAGGGUCGUGAGGGUCGUGCGGAUUGCGGCAGUCACGAGUGCUGGCAAAAGCGUGACUGAGCGUGAGUUAAGCGUGAUUUGAUGUAGAGCGAGUCACUCAGGAGUCACGAAUGAGGAGAGGACUGACACGCCUGCGUGGAAUAUUGCAAUGGAUCAGCAAUAGAUUAGCCACCAUAAAUGCUUGAUUGAUUGGCCUGACCUGUGAGUCUUCAUUUUGUCUCCCACUCUCUCUCUAUAGAUUUAAAUUAUACAUAAAGAUAAAGAUUAAAUAACAUACAUUGUGCCAUAAUGUGAUGAUUAUAGUUGUAUGCUAGUUAACCUAAACAUAAUUGUUGUCCUAAGUACUAAACGAGAAUCAAAUACAAAAAACACACAAAAAAC
This is a messenger RNA of Drosophila guanche, 2850 nucleotides long. RefSeq lists its product as uncharacterized. Gene Ontology annotation, biological process: G protein-coupled receptor signaling pathway. NCBI's taxonomy places the organism in Eukaryota, Metazoa, Arthropoda, Insecta, Diptera, Drosophilidae. The transcript has 9 exons. Bases 750 to 2471 code for a protein of 573 amino acids. Gene Ontology annotation, cellular component: membrane. Gene Ontology annotation, molecular function: G protein-coupled peptide receptor activity. The record is from RefSeq and is a predicted model, not a curated record.